AUGCGAAAGUUGGAAUGGGACGACAUGGGAGUGAAGGUUGAUGGCCGGCAGCUACACCAUUUGCGCUUUGCUGAUGACAUCGUAAUGAUAACACCUAGCAUCAGCCAAGCGGAACGAAUGCUGACCGAAUUCGACAAAACACGUGGAUGCAUCGGUCUUCAGCUGAAUCUACAAAAGAAGAUGUUCAUGCGAAACGGAUGUGUCUCGGAUGCCCCAUUCACGCUCAACGGAACGAACAUAUCCGAAUGCACCAGCUACGUUUAUCUGGGUCGGGAAUUGAACAUGAUGAACGACCUGACCCCCGAGCUGGGCAGGAGGAGACGAGCGGCUUGGGGAGCGUACAAGAGCAUCGAGGAUGUAGUGAAGAAGACCAGGAACACCCGGCUCCGUGCUCACCUCUUCAACACCACCGUACUUCCUGCUUUGACCUAUGCUUCGGAAACCUGGGCAUUUCGCAAGCAGGAAGAAAACGCGGUGGGCGUCAUUGAACGCGCAAUUGAGAGAGUGGUGCUAGGAGUAUCCCGUUUCACGCAAGUGAGGAACGGGAUUCGAAGUUCUCUCCUACGUCAACGAUCGAAGAUUAGAGACGCCGCCGCGUUUGCCAAGGAAAUUAAAAUAAGGUGGGCCGGACACGUGAUGCGCUUUAAUGACAACCGUUGGACCAGAGCCGUGAGCGACUGGGUUCCCCGCGAUAUUAAGCGCACUACAGGAAGACAGACCGCCGACCCGAUGGCGAAAGGAGGAACCACUGGGCUACUCUGGCACGCGAUCGGGACAAAUGGAAGGAUUACUGGCGCCCGCUCGACCAGUUCGAAGAUCAACGGGAGUCAAGCUGAUCAAGGUGAUCGAGAUUUUAAGUGGUCAUACCUGUACGAAACAGUGAUCACCACUUUGCAAUCCCUCUAUGCGAAAGACUCUCGCGUUCACUUCCUUCCGCACGAAUUCUGGAGCAAUCAUCAAAGACAAGUGGUGGUAACUAGACGGUCCUUCUUACCACCACGGCGUCGCGGCUUUGGAAUGGAAGCACAGCAACGAAUGUUCACACCGUUUAGUUUUGUGCGAUUUCUACACGGAAGACCAAAAACGGAUAGCGACAGCAGUGAGAGCGAUGAAGAAGCUGGGCCUUCACAUGAUCUGCCAGCCUCUACUGCAGAUAUGAGGAACCUAAGCAUUAUACGAUCAAUCCCAUUUGUGGUGCCCUUUAUGCAGAGAGUGAAGAUAUUCCAAGAUCUACUGGCUCACGACCGCGAAGCGAAUGAUAUUGUGGACGAUUUCCAUAGUUUUGCAGGAAUGGGUUCACGUCGUAAUGGGAUCACGAUAGCAGUACGUCGACAACAUUUAUAUGAAGACGCUUUCGAGGCAUUAUCGCUGGGCAAUGCGCCAAAUCUUCGCCUCCCUGUUCGAGUGUCAAUGACGAAUUGGGUUGGACUGAAUGAGGUCGGCAUUGAUGGCGGUGGGAUCUUCAGAGAAUUUCUGACGGAACUACUUCGAACCGGAUUCGAUCCGGAUAGAGGUUUUUUCAAGUACACUCAUGAUAGGCUACUGUAUCCGAAUCCUUCUUCCGUGCAGUUGUAUCCGGACUCGUACUCUCAACAUUUUUUCUUCCUAGGUCGAGUGGUUGCAAAAUUGAUCUACGAGAAGCAAAUGGCAGAAAUACGAUUUGCUGAGUUCUUCGUAUCGCAACUGUUGGGAAGAAGGCAAACUGAUGUUGAUCUACAUCACAUGAAGUCAUACGAUCCAGCGAUUUACAAACAUCUGAAAAAUUUGCGUUGCCUGACAGCGGACGAAUUAGCUGCUCUGGAACUCGAUUUUAGUGUUAUUGUUGAUGACAUUGGUGAUGUCCAGACGGUGGAUCUUGUACCGGGUGGUCGGAACAUUCGUGUAACCGUCGACAAUCGACUGGAAUACAUUAGAUCAUAUGUCAACUUGUUCUUGUACAAGCGGAUCGAACCAUUAGUGGACGCAAUGCGUGCUGGAGUUUCUACCGUAAUAGAUCCAGGAUGGUUAGCAAUGUUCUCUCCGUCUGAACUGCAAACGCUUGUGAGUGGAGCGGAUGCUGAUCUGGAUGUGGACGAUAUGAUGAAGCAUACCGCUGUUCAUAAUAUUCGAGACGAAGCUGAUCGUGACUACAUGAAUUUGUUUUGGAGCGUUGUCUCAGACAUGUCGCCAGAAGAUAAACGCGGGUUACUAAAGUUCAUUACGGGUUGCUCACGUCCACCAAUUGAAGGAUUUAAAAUGCUUUACCCAGCCAUCGGAAUUCAGCUGGUACAUGACUCUGAUCAUUUACCGACAAGUGCCACAUGCAUGAAUCUUUUCAAGUUGCCCAUAUAUAGUUCGCGCUCUAAACUUGAAGAUAAAUUGAGGUAUGCGAUCAACGCCGGAGCUGGAUUCGAAUUGUCUUGA
Necator americanus (New World hookworm) is the source of this 2403-nucleotide messenger RNA. RefSeq lists its product as uncharacterized. NCBI's taxonomy places the organism in Eukaryota, Metazoa, Nematoda, Chromadorea, Rhabditida, Ancylostomatidae. The record is from RefSeq and is a predicted model, not a curated record. Bases 1 to 2403 code for a protein of 800 amino acids. Gene Ontology annotation, biological process: ubiquitin-dependent protein catabolic process; protein polyubiquitination. The transcript is spliced from 18 exons. Gene Ontology annotation, molecular function: ubiquitin protein ligase activity.